UGAAACUUAAAUAAAGCGGAAAUAUCUGUAGGAUGAAAACAUGGCCGCGCCCGGUCUCGCACCCCCAGGACCUGACAGCUUCAAGCAGUUCACCCCCGAGUCGCUCCGUAAUAUCGAGGAGCGCCAAUUCCAGGAGAAGAUCAAGAAGAAGCCCAAGCCCAAGUCGGACAGCAGUCACCGCGAGGAAGAAGAGGAAGAACCCAUGCCCAACGGUGAUCUGGAGGCUGGGAAGUCCCUUCCCUUCAUCUACGGGGACAUUCCUAAUGGGCUGGUGGCGGUACCACUGGAAGACUUGGACCCCUAUUAUAUAAAUGAGAAAACGUUUAUAGUCCUAAACAAAGGGAAAACAAUCUUCCGCUUCCACGCCACGGACUCCUUGUACGUCAUCAGCCCUUUUAGUCUCUUUAGGCGAAUAGCAAUUAAGAUUUUGAUACACUCGGUAUUCAGUAUGAUCAUCAUGAGCACCAUUUUGACCAACUGUGUUUUCAUGACGUUUAGUGAUCCUCCAGAAUGGAACAAGAUAGUAGAGUAUACCUUCACAGGUAUCUACACCUUCGAAUCGCUUACCAAGAUUGUGGCGCGAGGCUUUUGUAUAGACGGGUUCACUUUUCUACGAGAUCCAUGGAACUGGCUGGACUUCAUGGUGAUCUCUAUGGCAUAUGUAACAGAAUUUGUGGACCUGGGGAAUGUCUCGGCGCUGAGAACGUUCAGGGUUCUCCGAGCAUUGAAAACUAUUUCAGUCAUUCCAGGACUCAAGACCAUCGUCGGUGCUCUAGUUCAAUCGGUGAAGAAAUUGUCAGACGUUAUGAUCCUCACGGUCUUCUGUCUCAGUGUCUUCGCCUUGAUUGGACUACAGCUCUUCAUGGGCAACCUGCGGCAGAAAUGUGUCAUCUGGCCAUUCAACUCCACUGAGAACUUCCUGGCCAAUGGCAGUAAGGGCUUCGACUGGAACGAAUACAUCAUGAGCGAGAGGAACUUCUAUUUCAUUCCUGGGCAGCUGGAUGCUCUACUGUGUGGAAACAGCUCGGACUCAGGGCGGUGCCCUGAGGGCUACACGUGUAUGAAGGCCGGGAGAAACCCAAACUACGGGUACACCAGCUUUGACAGCUUCGGCUGGGCCUUCCUCACUCUCUUCCGCCUCAUGACCCAAGACUUCUGGGAGAACCUCUACAUGCUGACACUGCGAGCGGCAGGGAAAACCUACAUGAUCUUCUUUGUGUUGGUGAUCUUCGUUGGAUCCUUCUACCUGGUUAAUCUGAUUCUGGCUGUGGUGGCCAUGGCCUAUGAGGAGCAGAACCAGGCAACAAUAGAGGAGGCAGAGCAGAAAGAGGCAGAGUUCAAAGCCAUGCUGGAGCAGAUCAAGAACCAGCAGGAGGAUGCACAGGCUGCUGCCAUGGCGACCUCAGCGGGCAUGGUGUCGGAGGGCGACGGGGUGGAGGGGGGCGAUGCAACGGAGGGUGGAGGUCACCUAUCCCGUAGCUCCUCUGAUGCGUCCAAGCUCAGCUCCAAGAGCGCCAAAGAUCGACGCAACCGCAAGAAGAAAUCACGUCAGAAAGAGGAGGAGAAGAAAGAGAAGGGGGAGAAAGGCGAGAAGGUCGACCAUGAGAAGCACGUUAAGUCCGAGUCGGACGAUGGCAGCAGGAGGAGCAUCUUCCGUUUCCCAGGCAACCGGCUGGGACGCAAGUCGUCCAUCAUGAACCAGUCUCUCCUCUCCAUCCCAGGCUCGCCCUUCAUGUCGCGCCACAACAGCCGCAGCAGCAUCUUCAGCUUCAACAAGGGCCGCCCUCCCAAGGACGUGGGCUCGGAGAACGAGUUUGCCGACGACGAGCACAGCACGGUGGAGGAGAGUGAGGACCGCCGGGGCUCCCUGUUCAUCCCCUACCGCCGCAGCAGCUACAGCGGCUACAGCCAGGGCUCGUCGCGCCUCAUCAACCCACUAGCGCCCCACAUUGGAGGGAAAAGGAACAGCACGGUGGACUGCAAUGGCGUAGUGUCACUCAUCGCUCACCAGCCCGGCGGGAGCCUUCUGCCUGAGACCACAGAGGUGGAGGGGAAGAAUAAACACUCGGGCUCCCUGAUGGUCUCUGUGGACCAGCUCAACCGCAACAAGGACCGGACCAACAGUGUGAUGAGCGUGGCCACACAUACACACUCACAUACUCUGCUGGAGGAGCUAGAAGAUUCUCAAAGGGCAUGUCCAUCAUGGUGGUAUAAGUUUGCCAACCUCUUCUGUGUGUGGGACUGCUUUCCGUUCUGGCUGAAGAUCAAGUAUGUGCUCAACCUGAUCGUCAUGGACCCUUUUGUAGAUCUGGCUGUCACCAUCUGUAUCGUCCUCAACACCCUCUUCAUGGCCAUGGAGCACUACCCCAUGACUCCUCGCUUUGAUGAGACGCUGUCAGUGGGCAAUCUGGUUUUCACUGGUAUCUUUGCUGGUGAGAUGUUUGCCAAGCUGGCUGCCAUGGAUCCAUACUACUACUUCCAGGAGGGCUGGAAUUGUUUUGACAGCUUCAUCGUGACCCUCAGUUUAGUCGAGCUGGUAUUAGCUGACAUUGAGGGUCUGUCUGUGCUCAGGUCAUUCCGAUUGCUGAGAGUGUUUAAGCUGGCCAAGUCGUGGCCCACACUCAACAUGCUCAUCAAAAUCAUUCAUUCUUCUGUGGGAGCCCUGGGAAACUUGACCUUGGUGCUGGCCCUUAUCGUCUUCAUCUUCGCCGUGGUUGGCAUGCAACUGUUUGGAAAGAACUACAAGGACUGUGUUUGUAAGAUCGCAAUAAGCUGUAAGCUGCCCCGUUGGCACAUGAAUGACUUCUUUCACUCAUUUCUCAUGGUGUUUCGAGUUCUGUGCGGGGAGUGGAUCGAGUCCAUGUGGGACUGCAUGGAGGUGGCCGGCCAGAACAUGUGCAUGAUCGUCUUCCUGAUGGUCAUGGUUAUAGGCAACUUGGUGGUGUUGAACCUUUUCCUUGCCUUGUUGCUGAGCUCGUUCAGCGCAGACAACCUGGCACCUUCAGACGAUGAUGGAGAACAGAACAACCUGCAAAUAGCCGUCGGUCGAAUAAAGACGGGGAUUGCCUGGGCCAAGGUCUUUGUAGCCGAGGUUAUGAAGAAGGAGGAGGAAGAAGCAGAGGAUGAGCAGAAGCAUCUUGAUGAGUUUGACGAGAAGCUUAACUGCAUCGCAAACCAGAAGGGCAUAGACAUCAACCGCGAGCUGGACUACAUCAAUGGCACUACCAGUGGUAUUGGCAGCAGCGUGGGCAAGUACAUGAUCGACGAGGACCACAUGUCUUUCAUCCACAAUCCCAACCUGACCGUGUGCGUUCCCAUUGCGGUCGGGGAGUCAGACUUCGAUAAUCUCAACACCGAGGACUUCAGCAGCGAGUCGGAUGUGGAGAACAGCAAAGACAAACUGGAUGACACUAGCUCUUCGGAGGGCAGCACCAUAGACAUCAAGCCUGACGUGGAGGAAGUGGUGGUGGUGGAGGUUGUGGAGGAGUUCCUGGACCCAGACGCCUGCUGGACAGAUGAAUGUGUUGCCAAGUAUAAGUUUUUGUACUUGCCCAUCGAUCAUGGCUGGGGGAAGCACUGGUGGUUCCUGAGGAAGACAAGCUACCUGAUUGUGGAGCAUAACUGGUUUGAGACCGUCAUCAUCUUCAUGAUCCUUCUCAGUAGCGGGGCGUUGGCCUUUGAGGAUGUGUACAUAAAUAAGAGGAAGACCAUUAAGAUUAUCCUGGAGUACGCAGACAGCGUGUUCACCUAUAUCUUCAUCCUGGAGAUGGUGCUCAAAUGGGUGGCCUAUGGCUGGGUCAAAUACUUCACCAAUGCCUGGUGUUGGCUGGACUUCUUCAUUGUGGAUGUGUCUAUAAUCACUCUUAUAGCUAAUGCGAUGGGCUACUCCGAUCUAGGGCCCGUUAAAUCACUACGGACAUUGAGGGCAUUGAGGCCCCUUAGGGCCCUGUCUCGUUUUGAAGGGAUGAGGGUGGUGGUGAAUGCCUUGGUGGGAGCCAUCCCCUCCAUUAUGAAUGUGCUGCUGGUGUGCCUCAUCUUCUGGCUCAUCUUCAGUAUCAUGGGGGUCAACCUGUUUGCAGGGAAGUAUUACUACUGCUUCAACGAGACCUCAGAGGAGUACUUUAAACCGGACGUUGUCAACAACAAGACAGAGUGCUUUGCACUAAUCAACGCAAAUUACAGUGAGGUCAGAUGGAAGAAUGUCAAGAUUAACUUUGACAAUGUGGCUGCAGGAUACCUGGCACUUCUACAAGUGGCCACGUUUAAAGGCUGGAUGGACAUAAUGUAUGCCGCCAUUGAUUCUCGGAAGGUGGAGGAUCAGCCGAUCUAUGAAGACAACAUCUACAUGUAUAUCUACUUUGUUGCCUUCAUCAUCUUUGGCUCUUUCUUUACCCUCAAUCUCUUCAUUGGUGUCAUCAUUGACAACUUUAACCAGCAAAAGAAAAAGUUUGGAGGUCAGGAUAUAUUCAUGACAGAGGAGCAGAAGAAAUACCACACUGCCAUGAAAAAACUUGGCUCAAAAAAACCACAAAAACCUAUACCAAGACCAUUGAAUAACUUUCAGGGCCUGGUAUUUGACUUCGUGACGCAGCAGGUGUUUGAUAUAUCUAUUAUGAUGUUGAUCUGCCUCAACAUGGUGACCAUGAUGGUGGAGACGGACGAUCAGUCAGAAGAAACUGACAAUAUCCUCUACUGGGUCAACUUUGUCUUCAUUGUUAUUUUUACUACUGAGUUUGUGUUAAAGCUCUUUGCCCUUCGCCACUACUACUUCACCAUUGGGUGGAACAUCUUUGACGUGGUUGUGGUCAUUCUCUCAAUUGUUGGCAUGUUCCUCGCAGAUAUCAUUGAGAAGUACUUUGUCUCUCCAACCCUCUUCAGGGUGAUCCGACUGGCCCGAAUCGGCAGAAUCCUGCGUCUGAUCAAAGGGGCCAAGGGCAUUCGGACUUUACUGUUUGCUCUGAUGAUGUCACUUCCUGCCUUGUUCAACAUCGGGUUGUUACUCUUCCUGGUUAUGUUCAUCUUCUCUAUCUUUGGCAUGUCUAACUUUGGCUAUGUCAAGCAUGGGGCAGGAAUCGACGACAUGUACAACUUUGAGACAUUUGGCAACAGCAUGAUCUGCCUGUUUAUGAUCACCACAUCUGCCGGCUGGGACGGUUUGUUGUUACCCAUCCUCAACUACCCCCCAGACUGUGACCCACAACUGGAGAACCCAGGUGCACCAAAUACGGGCGACUGCGGCAACCCCUCGGUUGGGAUUUUCUUUUUUGUCAUGUAUAUUAUUGUCUCCUUCCUAAUCGUGGUCAACAUGUACAUUGCCAUCAUCCUUGAGAACUUCGGCGUUGCAACUGAAGAGAGUGCCGACCCGCUCAGCGAAGACGACUUCACGACCUUCUACGAAAUAUGGGAGAAGUUCGACCCAGACGCCUCGCAGUUCAUCACCUAUGGCAAGCUUGGUGACUUUGCAGACUACCUCGAGCACCCGCUCCGUGUUCCAAAGCCCAACACCAUAGAGCUGAUCUCCAUGGACUUGCCCAUGGUGAGCGGGGACCGGAUCCACUGCCUCGACAUUCUGUUUGCAUUCACCAAACGGGUACUAGGCGAUACCGGAGAGCUGGACAUGCUAAGGGAUCAAAUGGAACAACGCUUUAUUGCGGCGAACCCGUCCAAAGUGUCUUAUGAGCCUAUUACUACUACUCUGAGGCGCAAGCAGGAGGACGUGUCGGCCAAAAUCAUACAGCAGGCCUACCGAAACUACCUGGCUAGACGCGGCUUCAAACGCAAGCGCAGACCUGCCAGUAACAAUAAUGUGAAGAAUGGGGGGACGAAUCCAGAAAAGGAAAAGAAGGAGGGUACGCCCUCCACUGCCUCUCUCCCCUCCUAUGACAGUGUAACCAAACCUGACAAGGAAAAACAGGAUGAGAACGAAGGAAAGGGAGGGAAGAAGGAGGCCAGAAACCAAAAAGCCGUCAGGGAAUCUAAGUGUUAG
Messenger RNA from Salvelinus namaycush (lake trout), 5986 nucleotides. RefSeq names its product sodium channel protein type 8 subunit alpha-like. NCBI's taxonomy places the organism in Eukaryota, Metazoa, Chordata, Actinopteri, Salmoniformes, Salmonidae. Gene Ontology annotation, molecular function: protein binding; voltage-gated sodium channel activity. Gene Ontology annotation, cellular component: plasma membrane; voltage-gated sodium channel complex; axon. The coding region runs from base 41 to 5986 and encodes 1981 amino acids. The record is from RefSeq and is a predicted model, not a curated record. Gene Ontology annotation, biological process: membrane depolarization during action potential; sodium ion transmembrane transport; neuronal action potential. The transcript has 28 exons.